GAAGAAGAAGAAAGAUAUUCCAAGGCAGAAACACAGGAAAGGCAAGAAAGGCAAGAAGAAUAAAAUUUAGGGAAUACAUAAGCGCAAUCGAUUGAUGUUAUGAACGAAACGGACCCAUAACAGAGUUCAUUUAACACCGAUCCGUGGGAAUUGGUUUUCCACGGACUCCCUGGGAAAAAAAUAACACAAUGACAAGACCCCAGAUGAUUCGGGCUGACACCAUCGAUCUUCAAAGUCAAGAGUCUCCUUCUGCAAAAAAACACAAUACCCCUUCACCUUCGAAAACUGCGUCGAACGCGAACGGGUCACUCGCGCCGCAUCAGGCUGAGACCUUACGCGAAGUCGAAGAAGACAGGGCUGGAGAAGAAGGUCGAAGCCCUAGAGCAUCGUGGCCCGAUGGUGACGACCGUACCGACUUACAACAGUACGCCGCAGAUCUCGCGAACGGUAUUGCGAAUUCCUUGAAUGGCAACAAGAUGCAAUCCGAGGAUGCGCUCGCUGUCGCGCAAAAUGGAGGAGUCACAAGCACCAACUCCGACGAUGGAGAUUUGGAUGCUAAUACCGACGACGAUAUGGAUGAUGACAUGAUGGAUAAGAUCUCGAGUUCUCCUUCGAUUGAAGAUGGUGGGUGCUCCUUCCAGUCGCCUGUCUGGCCACAGCGCGUCGAUUCCUUGAUACCUAUAAUUCUACCUCGUCAUUCCUUCUCUUCUCCGAUACUCAGUGAGACGGGGCUAUACACAACCCCACAACAUUCCGACCAUCAGACAAGCAAGGCUUCUGCUGAUGCGUCAAAUUGUCGUCAUCAUCUUCUUAGUGAGUAUACCGAAGUGGCCGACCGCGCAAACCAUGGCGAGAAUCUGAACGACCUGUCGCUACCCGAACCUGCUGCGGGACCUGAAUUAGAAACGAAACAACGCCAGAUCUCGCCCUACGACUUUUUAUUCCCCUAUGUCAUCUAUGAUGAUUCAAUAGUAGAUGACGAUGACGAUGACGAGACUCUCUUUACUACCGAUCCCGCAUUCAUUGAUAUUGGUUGGGGUAGCGAAUACUUACAAGACUUAGAGGACAUCGAUUUCGAAUUCGUCUACGCCCUUCACACUUUCGUCGCUACCGUCGAAGGUCAAGCUAAUGCCACCAAGGGUGAUACCAUGGUGUUGCUUGAUGAUAGUAAUAGUUACUGGUGGCUCGUCAGAGUGGUAAAAGAUAGCAGCAUAGGAUAUUUACCAGCAGAGCACAUCGAGACACCUACCGAAAGGCUAGCGCGUCUUAACAAGCACCGUAAUAUUGACCUAUCAGCGACGAUGCUCGGCGACCAAGCGGAGAAGACCAAGAACCCCCUUAAGACGGCGAUGAAGAGGAGAAAAGCCAAAACCGUUGCAUUUGCACCCCCGACUUUUGUUGAUUACUCUGACAUAGAUUACUCGACUGAGGAGGAGGAUGGUGAUGGCGAAAAGAAACCCCAACAAGAUUCGCAAAAGACACAGCAGCAAGAAAAACAAGCGUCCUCCCAGCAAGCUACAGACGAGACGUCAGACGAUGAUGAAUCUGCGAAGGUGGAACCCCUUAAAACCCGAAAUCCGCAGAAACAGGUCAAGGUAGAACCCCUAAAGAUCGAGGAACGAGGUAGAUCAAGUUCGGUUACUUCGGGCGAAGUUCGCAGGGAUAGCAAUGAUAUUUUCGAUGCAAAGACAGAACGGGUCACGAGGAAUGGUACUGUCAGGAACACGGACUCCUUCUUUAAGGACGAGACAAUAGAGACUAAGAAGAUCUCAUUGACUCCUGGUCUACUUCGAGACGAUAACGAAGCGCGAGUCUCGAGUGACUCAAAAGACUCGUCGCUGCGGCAACGACCGAGCUUAGAAAAGGAUCUUGUUCCUGAUAAACAGAAGGACGAAAAGAAGAAAAAGGAAAAGAAGCCAAGCGCGAUUCGGAGUUUCUUCUCUCGGAAAGAUAGGAAAAAGUCCGUUGAUGAAGACGAUGACUCGCUUGGUAAGAGGUCUCUGGAUGCCUCCACUGAGACGAUAGAGAAGGAGGCGGAGGACGUGCAUGUGGCUGAUACAGAUUCUUCGCCUGAAAAAUCGGUAGCGCCACUGCGCAAUCCAAGCAAGCUUCAGAAGAAUCAAUCCAAGAACGAUCCUUCACCAACACGCAAGUCUUCUGUAACAUCACAAAUAGGCCCAGACCGUGGCCCCGCACCUGCUCCGGAGGCCAGGAUCAAUAAUAUGUCAACCUUACCGCCAACGACACUGAGGAUGGUGGAAUCUGAACAAGCCGAAAGCCAGGAUCGACCAUCACAAAAGAGGGAGAGGUCCAACUCAAAAUCUAUUCUUUCGAAGGAAAGUAAGCCGCCAAAGGUUACUAAGGCAAAGGCGCGAGUUGAACUUGAUGACUUCGAUUCACCCGACGAGGAGGAGGCUCAACCAGAGCCGACCAGAGCUCCUCCUGAACCGAAACGGCAACCGUCCGAAGAAAAGCAGAUACAGCCCGUUCUACCAGGAGCGUUUCCUGAUAGCUAUAGUGCCCAGACGUCUAUGUCUGAGCUCAACGACCAAACUUCAAAGACCCAACGUCCUGCUGCCGAGGAACGUUUAUCCGAAUCUCCUGUUGAAGUCUCACCGGUCGUAUCCUCCUCUAACCCUCCUGCUCUCAUGGUUGAUACAUCAAGUCAAGAAGACCGCUCCUCCCCUGUUUCGUCGCCAUCUCCAGAACUUGUGGAUAUCGAUGACCGAACCCACGGGAAGCAAGAUUCUGUGACAACAUCGACGUCAGCUACAACCACGUCAACUUGGAAUGACGCUAAUCUCCGAGCCUUCUUCGACUCGGGCUCCGAUAUCCGAGACUUGUUAGUAAUAGUAUACGACAAGAAUGAUGUCGCACCCGCUGGUCCCGACCACCCUGUAGUAGGCACGCUGUUCCGGGAGCAGAACGCAAGGUUGGCCGAAAUUACGACACAACUGGAUAACAUGCUUGGGGACUGGCUGGCUCGCAAGCAACGACUCCGAGGCACGGUAUAGGCACCAUAGU
Molecule: messenger RNA, 3024 nt
Organism: Annulohypoxylon maeteangense
Lineage: Eukaryota; Fungi; Ascomycota; Sordariomycetes; Xylariales; Hypoxylaceae
Exons: 6
Coding region: 189-3014 (941 amino acids)
Biological process (GO): establishment or maintenance of actin cytoskeleton polarity
Cellular component (GO): microtubule cytoskeleton; cell tip
Molecular function (GO): protein binding
Source: RefSeq, a predicted model, not a curated record